Molecule: messenger RNA, 894 nt
Organism: Eremothecium gossypii ATCC 10895
Lineage: Eukaryota; Fungi; Ascomycota; Saccharomycetes; Saccharomycetales; Saccharomycetaceae
Product: bZIP transcription factor
Exons: 1
Coding region: 1-894 (297 amino acids)
Cellular component (GO): RNA polymerase II transcription regulator complex
Molecular function (GO): DNA-binding transcription activator activity, RNA polymerase II-specific; transcription cis-regulatory region binding
Source: RefSeq, marked provisional
AUGUCGACAGCAGGGCAGGUGAAGCGCAGUUUCGAAGAACAGGACGGGCCGUAUGUGGGGGAGACAAAGCGGCGCGGUAACAAACCUGGGCGCAAGCCUCUGGACACCGAGGCCAAGAACCGGCGCACGGCGCAGAACCGCGCAGCGCAGCGGGCGUUCCGUGAGCGCAAGGAGCGUAAGAUGCGAGACCUGGAGGACCAGGUGCGACGGCUUGAGGAGGAGCGCUCCAGCGCUGAGUGCGAGGUGCAGAGUCUGAGAGGUCACGUGAUAGCACUGGUACGGGAGCUGCGGCGAUGGCGGCCCGACAGCAAGGUGCUGGCGGCGCUGAUGCGGAACCCACAGCUGGAUACGAUGUGUCGUGGGAGCACGGUGCUGCAGGAGCCCGAGCCGAGCGAAGGCGACUCGGCGGACGACGCUCUAGACGGCGUGGGGAAGAAGGCGCACUACGAGCUGGGCCUGCCGGGGCCCGACGGCGCGCUGCUGUCGCAAGUGCCGUCGCCGUACUCGUCCACCUCGUCCUUCUACGCCGCGCCGCAAACGCAGUCUUCGUCUUUCGACGCGCUCAUCACGGACGAGGAAGACCGAAUACCGCCGCCGCCCCGUGUCUCGCCGAAGCCGUACGCGGUCGCCAUCAGCGCAGCCUCGCCGGAGGCCCCAGACUUCUCCAACACGUGGGGCAACGGGUCGCCCGGCGCGAACUUCGAUCGCAUGCUGCUGGGCGACACGGGCAUGCAGGAUCUCAGCUCCCUGCUGGGCACUGCGACACAGCCGGAAAACGCCGCCUGGAUGUCGGCCGGCAACCUCAACCCGACCGUGGACAUGCUAGAGCAUUCCCCCCAGUUCGCGGCCGGCCAGCACGACGAUGAUUUUCUCUCCUACCUCGACGGGGCCUAA